AUGUCGAAGCUUUUCGUUCACGGCCUUUCCUGGCACACCGACGAUGACGCUCUGCGUCAAGGAUUCUCCCAGUUUGGCGAGAUCCAAGAGGCCAUCGUCGUCAAGGAUCGCGCCACCAUGCGCAGCCGUGGAUUCGGAUUCGUGCGCUUUGCGACUGACGCCGAGGCCGAUGCCGCCAUGGACGCGAUGAACAACAAGGAAUUCGAUGGCCGUGUCAUUCGUGUUGACAAGGCUCUUGACCGCCCCAGCCGCCCCGAGGGUGGCUUCCAGGGCCGCGGAGGAUACAACCAAGCCCCUAACCAAGGCUACCAGGGCGGCGGUGGUGGUGGCUACAACCGUGGCGGAUACGGUGGUGGUUACCAGCAGCAGCAGCAGCCUUAUGGCGGCGGUAACAGCGGCUAUGGUGGCGGCGGCUACGGCGGCGGUUAUGGUGGCGGUAACUCGGGCUACGGUGGCGGCGGUGGCUGGCGUAACAACCAGGGCCCUGCUCCCGAAGGCAACUAA
This is a messenger RNA of Penicillium oxalicum, 504 nucleotides long. RefSeq names its product RNA recognition motif domain-containing protein. The record is from RefSeq and is a predicted model, not a curated record. Lineage: Eukaryota; Fungi; Ascomycota; Eurotiomycetes; Eurotiales; Aspergillaceae. The coding region runs from base 1 to 504 and encodes 167 amino acids. Gene Ontology annotation, molecular function: RNA binding. The transcript is spliced from 6 exons.